CUUGGACCGCCGCGAGAUCUCUGCUGCGGUAAGCACGUUCGCCGCCUUGGCUUUUGCAUACGCAUUCAUCGGGAUGUACGAUUCCUGGUCGGGUUUGGCUAGAUUCUCUAGAUCCAACGCCUGGUAAGCGUGUGCGGCGCUCGAGACGAAAACGACCCGCGGGGUGAAUGCCGCCGUGUGCGUGGCUACGAUCUUCGGCGCUAUGAGGGCCGUGAAGAGGAAGGGGCCGAGGUGGUCCGUGCCCAUUUGGCUCUCGAAACCGUCCACAGUGAACUUGUAUCUGCCGACGGCGGCAGCGGCGUUGUUGAUCAGGACGUGAAUAGGCUCGGCGUAGGCGUUGACUUCAGCUGCAGCCCGUCGGACAUCUCCAAGAGACGAGAGAUCCACGACCAGGGGUCGAAUUUCGGCGCUGGGUCCAUCUUUCGCCAGCUCGGUCUGCGUGAGCUGCAAUCUGCAAUGCCAUGAUUAGCGCCCAGUGCUGCGUGGAACGCGUCAAGACACGCUCACCGUUCCUUGUUGUAUCCAGUGAUGAUGACGAGAUGAGCAUAUUUGGCUAUGGCGCGCGCUGUCUCAAAACCGAUCCCGUUCAGAGAUGUUCCAGUGAUAAGCACUGCGGUAUCGCCGGGGUCAAUGGGUGCGCCAACAAGCUCGUCAGGAGAGACACACCAUUCUUGCCCUUUAUCUGGUCUGUGAAAGCCGUGGCGACCUCCUCAGCAGUAGUUUCGGCGUUGAAAGUUGGUCUCAAGCUACGACUCGGAGCAUUUAUAUCACAGUUCGGUCUGAUGACCAAUUCCCGAUAGAGAAAGGAUAUCCCGAUUCAUGUGCUCAGUGAGUCUUCUCCGACCUUGAUCGGAAUACACAUACGUUACCAAUCAGUGUGGCCGGCGUACAAUUCCUUUGACAGAACAUCCAGCAAUGGUUGAAUACGGUCAUGUGGCAUUGAGAGUUUCGGAGGUCAGAAGUGACUCGGAAGAAUGAAAC
Messenger RNA from Mycena citricolor, 981 nucleotides. The record is from the annotation of a GenBank genome assembly. Lineage: Eukaryota; Fungi; Basidiomycota; Agaricomycetes; Agaricales; Mycenaceae.